Thlaspi arvense is the source of this 1734-nucleotide messenger RNA. Lineage: Eukaryota; Viridiplantae; Streptophyta; Magnoliopsida; Brassicales; Brassicaceae. The record is from the annotation of a GenBank genome assembly.
AUGCUACAAUCUUAUCCAUCAAACCAAGCAGAAAAGGACUCCCAGAUAAGAAAAUCUGGCUUAAGAAGAACACCGGAGUCUAAACUACCAAAACAGGAUCUAACAAGAAGGCAAGCCCUCGAGGGGUUAACUAUAGAUUUUGAUCACUGGAUUAACGAUGUUUGGGCUCUAAAGACCCCACAGAAACUAAACAUAACGCUAUACCAAUGUCAGAGAGACUAUUCGCUCGACAAAUACUACUUGCAGACAAUUGCUCAUUAUGCAAUGAAUCAGAGUCUAUCCUACAUUUGUUCUUUACAUGCCCGUUUACAAAAAGAGUGUGGAAACAUUUACCUUUCUCUGUGCAAGUGGAGUCGGGAAGGUUCCGAAGCUUUGAGUAGGCCAUCGAUAGCCAAACCUCAUCAAAAAACCCCCAUCGGAAAUCUGAGCCGCAGGGAAGAAAUCAUCUACAAAUCGGACACAGCGUGGAAGAUGGAAUCAUCGGAAGCAGGAGGAGAAUGGAGUUUCUCACGAGCUAGGGAUGGAUCGUGUGAAUCCAAUUCCCAAACCUUCGAAUUCGUGAAAUCUCCCCUCGUGGCGGAGGGAUUAGCACUGCGAGCGGCUAUGGAGCAUGCAUUACACGAAACUACAAGAGGAUCUCCUUCGAAUCAGACCCUCAUUUCAGCAAUCAAAGAGGGCGGGAGUAUCUCUGAUCUUCACGGGAUAAUCGCUGACAUCUCAAAACUCUCUUUGUCGUUUGAAUCAAUUUCGUUUCAUUUUGUUGGUAGAGAAAACCUGACUCGAGUAGAUGAGUUAGCGAAAAACGCCUUGAGAUCAAUUGUACAAACUCGGUUCGGCUCUUUAACCCCAAUAGGCCCUCCCACUCUUGACUCCCUUCACCUUCGAGUCUCUGAUUUACUAGAUCAACACUCAGACGAGUGGAACCUUCAAAGCCACUUACCUCAGUAUGAGGCCUCUAUCCAGCAACUAAUCGCAAGCUCUUUAAAACCCGCUGAUUCUCAAGUUUGGCUCCUGAAGAAUUCUGGCAUCUACACGACUAAGUCAGGCUACCGCGUACUAGCACAGAGUAAGAUCCAAAAAGAGCCCCACACUUUUAAUUGGAUGCUCUAUGUCUGGAGUGUGCAAACAUCCCCCCAACUGAAGCAUUUCUUCUGGAGGGCUCUAAACUGUGCUCUACCGGUAGGUGAGCUUCUAGCGUCUCAAGGAGUAAUGACGGAUCUUCACUGCAAAAGAUGCGGAGACGCAGAGUCAAUCUGUCACAUUCUCUGGAACUGCCGGAAGAUCUGUUCCAUCCCUUUACCCCAUGUUGGAAACUCAAAAUCCCUGAUCUGCAUUAUCGAUGGAGCGUGGAAAUUAGAGACAAAAUGUAGCGGCAUGGGAUGGCUGAUUGUCUCAGCAUCUGGAAUAAUGAUGGAACAAAAAUCUGAGCAUCGGGAUUUUGUAGGAUCAGCCUUAAUGGUGGAAAUAUUCGCGCUCUGCUCGACCCUCAAGAAAGCCCGUGCUUCGGAUAUCCACCAUCUUUGUAUCAAUUCGGACUCUAAUGUCCUCAUCAACGCUCUGCGAUCAAGAACAGACUUGAACGAAAUUGCAGAUUUUUUCCACGAUAUCAGAAACCGUGCCACUCUCUUCAUUUCUCUAUUUUUUAAUUUUAUUUUUUGUACUACAAAUAUAAAAACAGAUAUUUUAGCCAAAUUGAACUUUACAAAUUUUUGCUUUUUAGACCAUAUCAGAUAA